This is a messenger RNA of Pantherophis guttatus, 1661 nucleotides long. RefSeq names its product LHFPL tetraspan subfamily member 7 (gene LHFPL7). Gene Ontology annotation, cellular component: membrane. Lineage: Eukaryota; Metazoa; Chordata; Lepidosauria; Squamata; Colubridae. The record is from RefSeq and is a predicted model, not a curated record.
AUGCCUCCCCGCCGCAAGAAGAAGAAGAAGAAGCAGCAGCGGCGGGUGGCGGCAACGGCUGGCAGCGGCGGGCAGGCGGCCGGAGCCCUGGCAUCGGGCCGCCCGCCGCCCCACGCCGCGGCUCUGCCCAGGAUGUUCAGCGGCGUGGGUUGCUUCUGGCUCCUCUUGUCCUCCUGCCUGGUGGCCGUUUGCAGCUUCGGCUUCCUCUCGCCCGCGUGGAUCGUCCGGCAGCGAGGCGGCGGCGGCGGUGGGCGGCGGUGGGAAAGAGGAGGAGGAGGAGGGAGCCCCGCGCCCGGCUCCGUGGAAAGCUUCGGCGGCGUGGGCGAAGUCACCUUCGGCUUGCUCUGGCACUGCUCGGAAGCCCCGCGGCACCUGGAGCCCUGCGAUGCCCUGGGGGGCUUCGGCCAGAUCCCUUCCGCCUCCUGGCAGACCAGUGCCGUGUUGUGCGUGGGCGGUUGUGCCCUUUUGGCUUUCAGCGCCCUGCUGGCGGUCAUCGUCCUGUUCCUUCCCAGCGGACACUGUGAGAGACGGCUCUGCACCCUGGCUGGGUACAUUCAGACAGCGGCCGUGUUCAUCAUGGGAUUCGGCCUGCUGGUGUAUCCGUUCGGAUUCGGCUCUUUGGCCGUCAGGACACAUUGCGAGGAUUCGAGCAUUUAUUACGCAGGGAGUUGCCAGCUGGGCUGGGGUUACAUGCUGGCGAUCGUCGGGGUGAUGCUGUCUGUCUUUUUGCCCUUUUUUGCAAAAUAUGCACCGAAAGACCAUCCUUAUCCCACUCCGAUUCCUACCAUUUUGUAAUAUUUUGCAAUCCGAUGUUCCGGUUGGAAAUUUCCGGGUGCUUCCUUGGAGCUUCGAGGCAAAAAAAACAACAAGAAAAAGGAGUCAUAGUAACAGAGUCGGAAGGGACCUUGGAGGUCAUCUAGUCCAACCCCCCCGCUCAUGCAGGAGAUCUAUACUAGGGAUUCGAACUGCGACCUUUCUGAUCGACAAGCUCAGCGUCUUAGCCACUGAGCCACCUAGCCAGGCUCACAAGAAUUUUUAAGUCGCUCCAAGUAAACCCAAAAUACAUCGGCGAUCAGCUCUUUGAUUCUGCAAUAAAGAUCGCCAAGUUUUGGAUUCGGUGGCCUCAAAACUUUUUUUUCGCGUUGAAUGCCGAAUGCUUCCGAAAGAACAAAAUCUGGUUUUAUCUUCAAAUAUCUACCUCCCUGUUUCUUUGGCAAUUCAUCUUUUUUUCCGUUGUUGUUUUUUUUUUUAAAAGGCUUCCGCUCUGUGUUUUUUUUUUAUAUAUCUUACGGUUGAAUAUCUGAACAUUUUGGGGGGUUUUGUUUUUGUUUUUUAAUUGAACCAGCUUGUUUUAAAACCGAGAGCCACAUUUUUUUUUUUUAAUUUUUGCAAAUUACUGUUGCCCGGAGAAAGAACAGCAUCCUUGCUCGCUCAACUUAUUUGCAAGGAUUAAGCCAAGGAACUAUAAUUUUUUGGGAAUUGCUAUGAUGGCCUCGUCCAGACAACAGGAUAAGACAAAGUCUGGAUCCCUGCAGACUGUAAAACUACACCUGACACUGCACAGUUUUCCCGUUGUCGGUUGUGUGAAUCCAAUAUCCAAUGUGGGAUACGUAUGGAUUUAACGGCCUACUCAGUGGCAAAUAAAGGAUUAUCUAUCUCUC